CCCCAUCCCAGAAAUUAAUUGACUUUUUGUUCCAUCACGUCGCCUAUCUCUCGUCUCUCGUUGCUCAAGUCUUGGAGGUUCCUGCCAUCCUUUUUUAUUAUUUUUUUACACCCUCUAAUCGCGUCCCGGAAAUCCUUGCGGGCGGCGCUUCCUCGAGUUUCAGCUCGCGCCGCCAUCUCAUCCGGACGAACCAUUCCCCCAGAAGCUCUGCUUGACCUGUUCGCCUGCGUGUUUCAUCGACGCUCUUUUCUGUGGGAUUCGUUCAUCCGCUGUCCCUCAUGGGUCGCAGAAAGAUCGAGAUCAAGGCGAUCAAGGAUGAUCGCAACCGCUCAGUGACCUUUCUGAAACGGAAGGGUGGUCUGUUCAAGAAGGCACAUGAGCUUGCGGUCCUGUGUUCGGUUGAUGUCGCUGUUAUUAUCUUUGGUCACAACAAGAAGCUCUACGAAUUCUCGUCAUGUGAUAUGCGAGAGGCCCUCACUCGAUAUCAAUACUUUGGUCCCCCACAUGAACACAAAGGCCCUGAAGACUUUAACGGCAAACGCGACGAUGAUGAUGACGAAGAUGAGACGACGCCUGCCCCCGAAGAUGUGCAUCCUACGCCUCCAAAUCCUCCCAUGAUUCCCGCCCAUUUGCCAGGUCAUCCCGGCUUCCAGCAUGUCACUCAUGCGCCGUCUGCUUCCCCGCCCAUAGGGAAUGGGAUGGCAUUUGCUCCGCGUCACGGUACCCCUCAACCGCAGGGAGUUUCUCGGCCUUCGUCUCGGAAUCAUCUUCGUCGGGUGAGCUCCAAUAUGGGACCUCAACAGCAUCACCAUGCGACCCCUCCGCCGCCUCCGCCGCCGCCGCAGAAUGGCUUCACGUACAUUCCUAAUCCUUCGGUAUAUAACCCCAACGCUGCUCACGCCAUGGCUCAACCUCCCCGCCCACCUCAGUUCACUCAUUACGGACCCCCCGGGCCGCAUCACCAACCCCCUCCGCCUCCACAGCAUCAUCCAGCGAUGCCGCCACACUCCAUGCCCCCACAGUCUAUGCCCCCACAUACAAUGGCACCGCAAGCCAUGCCGCCGCACCACCAGGCUCCUCCACACAUGCCACACCCGCCUCAUGCACUUUCACAGCAACCGCCUCCAAUGGCCAUGACCCAACCGCCCCAUGCCGCCAUCCCGCAGGUCGCGCAAGCGUUUCUCCCAGAGCAAGGACGAAAUUCCAUGCCUCCGACGUUUACAACAGAACAGCAACCACCGCCGCCACGAACAGUGUCGCUUCCUGAAGGAACCGCUCCGACAGACGCAAUGCCAGGUCCCAUGAAGACGGAAGGAACCCCAUCCCCGCCGCACCAGCGAUCUCUCUCUUCCAAGUCUCGCAGUAUCUUCACACCCAUUGACGACCGAGGUUCCGUAUUGGCGCGCCAUUUUGGGGUAGGUCCUCCGACGGAGACGGGAGAGAAUGCGCAAACGAAGGCUGAAGGAGCAACACUCGGACCAAACGAAGGGAAGCCUGCUGGGCUAACUGCAAAGCCCCCUCCUCCACCUCCCCGAGCGGCCACGGAAGCCCCGCGUCCUCAGCCGGUAGUUGACCUGAAGCCGCCUGUGCGUACAAACAGCGGCCAGUUCCCGCCUAAGCGCCCGCAGUUGAAGGUACAGAUACCGAGUGAGAAUUCGGACCGGGGCAGCGCAACGGCGGACUCAUCGUCACGUGAUUCGGCGGGGAACAAAACGCUCACGCCUGCCAAAGCGAAUCCAGACACCGGUCACUCGAGCGUGGUAUUGCCCCCGCCCUCGCCGUCUGCGGGUGCGAUAUUAAGUGCAGGGGCUCAAGGGCCGCCAAAUCCUUUUGCCCGGCCACCGCCUCCGGGAGCAGCAACACAGAACAACAGUGCAUACAACAAUAAUAGCAAUAUAGAUACGCCAAUCUCUGCUCUUCCUAGUCGGUUCGUCUCGGAUGCGCUUCUCCCGUCACCGUCCAGUUUCUUUCCGGAAUGGGGCUUUGGGCGGUCUGGACCAGACAGCAACAUGUUGCCCAGUCCCUUGACGUUCCCUACGCCGGCGGUACAAAGUGGCCCCGGGUUUGGGCGCGAGGAUGAGCAAGACAAAAAGCGCAAAAGCCCUGAUAGUGGACCCAAUGCGGAAGGGGUAGUGAAGAAACCAAAGACGUAAUCCACUCCAUAUUGUUACAACUACUAGACUGAUGAUUGUGGUAUUUUGUUGCUGGGGUGAUCAAGUCCCCCGUGUUUCAUAUAUGGCAUCUCAAGGCGUUGGCGAAAGCUACUUUUGGUUUCCUUAAUUGGGAUGGGAAAGUUCGAAUGAGGCUCGUUUUGUUUCCCCUGGAUCCUUUUUUUGUCCUCCGGUUCUGAACCAGUACCAAGUCCUUCCUUGUUUUGUGAUAAGGGUUUCCGAUUUAACUUUAUACCCCUUCCUUUUAUUGUUAUUGCCAUGGUCGUUUUUGGCAGUUGACCUAGCUAUCCAUCGAUUUCUCUCUCCAAAGUCCGAACCAAUGAGAAUGGUGCGAUAAAUCUUUCCUUUUCCUACCUAUUUCCUUUUUCUCUUGCUGUUUUGCUUUUUUUUCGCUGGGGACUUUGAAGAUGAUAGAAAACACAUAAUAUUAUUAUAUUAAGUGUUUCGAUCUUCUAGUCAAGGGUGGCUUUUCUCUUUCAUAUAUUACUAUGUUCUUAUUAUUUUGGAAUAAAAGUAAAAAAAAAAAAAAUGUGUACAUAACAAAGAUCUGCGA
Messenger RNA from Aspergillus welwitschiae, 2724 nucleotides. RefSeq names its product SRF-type transcription factor RlmA (gene rlmA). Bases 279 to 2153 code for a protein of 624 amino acids. Gene Ontology annotation, biological process: positive regulation of transcription by RNA polymerase II. Lineage: Eukaryota; Fungi; Ascomycota; Eurotiomycetes; Eurotiales; Aspergillaceae. The record is from RefSeq and is a predicted model, not a curated record. The transcript is spliced from 4 exons. Gene Ontology annotation, molecular function: protein dimerization activity; RNA polymerase II cis-regulatory region sequence-specific DNA binding; DNA-binding transcription factor activity, RNA polymerase II-specific.